AUGAUAGCUCCGAUAGAUGUGGCUCUAAAAAUGACAAAUCUAAAGGCAAAACAGAUUGACGACUUACUAGUACUUGGCCAUUCGACUCAAAUUCAGAGGAUUCAAGAACUUUUGAAAAGCAAAGUGAAAUGCGAACACAAAAGUGCUGUAAACUCGGAUGAAAUGGUGGUUGAAGGUGCGGCGAUUCAGGCAGCUAAACUCGGAGGCUACAUUUCAAAGCGCUUAACCCAGUUGAGUUUCCGAGAUGCAACCGCUCUGUCAUUGGGUGUCCGAUUUCGAGGCAACCUCAUGAAAGUUGUGAUCCCGAAAGAUUCACCGAUUCCAAUUUCAAAACAAAUCACUUGCACAACAACGUACGAUGGACAAAGCAGCAUGGAGAUACAGAUCUAUGAAGGA
Molecule: messenger RNA, 396 nt
Organism: Mesorhabditis belari
Lineage: Eukaryota; Metazoa; Nematoda; Chromadorea; Rhabditida; Rhabditidae
Source: the annotation of a GenBank genome assembly